AUGUCAUCCAUCAAAGUUGCUGUCGUCGGUUCUACUAGAGAAACCGGAGCCUCAAUCGUGGAUGGUCUCCUUGAAUCGCCGAUAACCAAAUUUUUUCGUCAAUUCCCCGAAGUUACUGCUCUGGCUCGCCCCGAGUCCCUCGAGAAGCAGGCUUACAUGGAGCUAAAGGACCGUGGAGUCAACGUGGUCGCCGUUGACUUGAAGGGCCCUCAGGAUGAACUCGUUCGUAUUCUUUUUGGCAUCAAUGUGGUAAUUUCCGCUAUAUACUUUGCUAGUCUCGCCGACGAGAUCCCUCUUGCCGAUGCUGCAAAACGCGCGGGCGUCAGGCGGUUUAUUCAGUCUGCCUUUAUGGCCGUGAUUCCUCCAAGGGGAGUUGUGGAUUUUCGUGAGAAGAAGGAAGAAAAUCUCAACUACAUUCAGAAGAUUCGCCUCCCUUACACGUAUAUUGAUGCUGGCUGGUGGUACCAACUCACCUUGCCUCGACUUCCAUAUGGUCGCCCAGAUUUUGCCCUGCCCGUAUACAAUUCCGAGCCACGGCUUGGCGUCGAUGGAAAUGUUCCAAGUGCACUUGCCGACAUCAGGGACAUCGGCGGAUACGUUGCCAGGAUCAUCUCAGAUCCGCGCACACUGAAUAAGAAGGUUCAUGUCUACAACGAAGUCUACACCGGGAAUCAGGUUUAUGACCUCGUAGAGAAGCUCAGUGGCGAGAAUCUGGAGCGUAAAUACAUCACGGAAGGAGAGAUCAAGUCGCGUGUUGAAGAAGCUUGA
Messenger RNA from Fusarium keratoplasticum, 768 nucleotides. RefSeq names its product NmrA domain-containing protein. The record is from RefSeq and is a predicted model, not a curated record. Lineage: Eukaryota; Fungi; Ascomycota; Sordariomycetes; Hypocreales; Nectriaceae. The transcript has 4 exons. Bases 1 to 768 code for a protein of 255 amino acids.